This is a messenger RNA of Leptopilina heterotoma, 1442 nucleotides long. RefSeq lists its product as uncharacterized. Bases 110 to 1342 code for a protein of 410 amino acids. Gene Ontology annotation, molecular function: DNA binding. Gene Ontology annotation, biological process: DNA recombination; DNA integration. NCBI's taxonomy places the organism in Eukaryota, Metazoa, Arthropoda, Insecta, Hymenoptera, Figitidae. The transcript is spliced from 3 exons. The record is from RefSeq and is a predicted model, not a curated record.
UGAAUAUAUUAUAUUUGUUUAACUCCAUUUAAUUGCACUGUUUUUAAUUUUGCAGGUUAUACUUAUUUUUGGCGUCUGCGGCUGUUUGCGCUGCGAUGAAAUCACCAAUAUGAAAAAUGAACACGUGGAAGACUUGGGAAACAAAUAUUUAAUAUCCAUCAAUGACAACAAAAAUGAUUAUGCAGGUCAAUUUAUCAUUGGGAGUCUUUUUUACGAGAAAGUGAAAACAUACAUUUCAUUAAGACCACCUGGUCAAUUCAGUGACCGAUUUUUCGUUAAUUAUCAAAAGGGUAAAUGUUUUCGUCAACCCAUUGGCAGACAUAAAAUAGGCGAAGUUCCUGAAGCAAUUGCUUCCUAUCUGACACUACCCAAUGCAAAGAAAUACACAGGUCAUUGUUUUCGAAGAACGUCAGCAACGCUUCUUUCAAAUUCGGGCGCAAACAUUCAGAUGGUUAAACAAUUGGGGAGAUGGCGUUCGGACAUAAUUGCACAAGGGUAUAUAGAACAUUCUAUGCUCAACCGCCAAUUAAUUUAUGAUGGCCUUGUUCAGAAAAAUUCAACAACAAAUAUUCAUUCAAAACCAUCAAACAGCGCAGCAGUACCUAUUGAAAAUGAGAUGAAUGAAUCUAAUUACAAUUUAUCUUGGUCCGAUUUUUCCGACGUCAUUAACCCUGCCGAAUGUAGUCCAAUUUCAAGAGGAGGUUUUAAUUCGAUCACACCAAACAAAGGGCAAAUUCCUGAAACACUUGCAAAUCCAAAUAAGCCACAUAUUCGCAGAUCUGAAUUGGUUUCAGAAAAGUCAGGCAUAAAUAUGAAUUUGAAAAAACAUUCGCUUGUUCAGUCACCUACUUGUGAAAAAAGAAACAGAAAUAAUGACUGCGACAAUGAAAGUCACAAUGAAUUAAGCGCAAAGAAAUUUUCAAAAUUAUUAACAAAUACGCAGGAAAUAUUCGAAAACGAAGAUGACUGUAUCCGUAAUUUAAAAUGGUCAGAUUUUCCAGACGAUUUUAACCCCAGUGACGUUAAUCCGGAUAAAAAUCGAGUUAUAACCAGUGGAUUUACGACAGCAACCAAGAAACCGAUACUUAUACCAGCUGUAAAUAAACAAUCAGUCCCUGGCAGUAGUAAAUUAUUCUCGAAUAAACCAGCAAUAAAACUAAAUUUUAAAAUUCCAUCAACUGCCCAGCCAAAAAGCCAAAAUAACGAAGUUUUAGAGCAUCAAAAUCAAAAUGACACACAUUCAACGCUAUCAAAAGAACAUAAUUUGAAGUUUGAUAAUUGUACCUUCAACAAUUGCGUUUUUAAUGUUACUGCCUGCAAUUGCAUUUCAGAAAAAAAAUAAUUUAAUAAUUAAUUAAGUUUUACUUGUACAAGAAAAUGUCAAACAAUUUUUUAUUGUAACACUUUUUUUACCUGCUGAAUAAAAUUUGACACUUUAUUCU